CGGCUGGACUCGGCGUCCCCUCUCCGCCUUCCCUCGCAGGAAGCCCCGCUCGGCAGCGCGAGUAGCUCGGAGGGGCGGGAGGGCCGGCGGCGGCUGUGAGAAGGAGGGAGCAGCCCUGGCAGUGCCCUCGCAGGGGGACGAGGACGGCGGUAGCGAAAUGCAAAAAUUCAAGGCAUGAAAAAUGCUGUUCCCAAGAAUGAUAAGAAGAGACGAAAACAGCUGGCAGAUGAAGUUGCCAAACUAGAGGCAGAACUUGAACAGAAGCACAAGGAAGAAUUAAAGCAGCUGAAGGAAGCUUCACCUGAACAGAAUAAGACAGAUUCCAUAGCUGAUGGGGUUGCAAAUUUAGAGCUUGAAGGAGUAGAGCAGCAGAUUCAGCAUCCUCGAAUAUCAAAAGCACAGAAGAGGCGGGAGAAAAAAGCUGCUUUGGAGAAAGAAAGAGAAGAAAGAAUAGCUGAAGCUGAGAUACAAAAUUUAACAGGUGCUAGACAUCUUGAAAGUCAGAAACUUGCCUCCCUAUUGGCAGCAAGGCACUUGGAGAUUAAACAAAUCCCUUCAGAUGGCCAUUGCAUGUACAGAGCUAUUGAAGACCAGCUCAAGGAUCACCAAAAUUCCUGGACUGUUGCAACUCUGAGGAGCCAAACAGCACAGUAUAUGCAAAGUCACUUCGAUGACUUCCUGCCUUUUCUGACAAACCCUAAUACUGGAGACAUGUAUAGCAGAGAGGAAUUUGAGAAAUACUGUGAUGAUAUAGCCAAUACAGCUGCAUGGGGUGGUCAGCUGGAACUAAGGGCUUUGUCACACAUUUUACAAACACCUAUUGAAGUAGUGCAAAUGGAUUCUCCUCCCAUUAUUGUUGGUGAAGAAUAUUCAGGCAAACCAAUAACACUUGUGUAUAUGAGGCAUGCCUAUGGAUUAGGAGAACAUUACAAUUCUGUAAAAGUUCUAACAGACACUGCUACAGAAAACAGCAGCUAGCAUACAAAAGUUGUGCAUUCACAUGGAUAACGGUUGCAUUGUGAUGUGUUGGACUCCAGGAAAUUCCCAGUAAGACUGGAAAGUAAAUGGAAUGGAUUAUAGAGUAAAAAAAAAAAACAAACCUGCAAGGUUUGACUGUAAAUCAGAAAUAGGUCUUGAUUUAAAACCAAACCAAACCAAAACCACACAACAAUAUUUUGAACUUGUUGGUAUUAAUUAUGUUUAGAAGAUCUUCUGUAGAAUGGUGGCUGUAUAGAUCAGGUUUUUUUUAAUAGAGCUUCCUCCUAUGCUGCAGGGAAAAUACCAAGUGGUAAAAAUUUGUUUUGAUUAGUCUGCAUUUCUGCUGAAAAAUUAAGGUUAGUGAAGGUUCCUGUUCCAUUAUUUCUGUCAGAUUUUCAUGAUAAUGGAAGAGUUCAAGCACUUGAAAUAGCUGAUUGUAUUUUGGUUGAUGGAAUAUCCUCUACAUAGUCCUAUCAGGAUCUAGUUUUAACAGUGUAGUAUUGAUCCCCUUCUUUAUUUGGGCAGAGAAGAUCUGGAGGCAAAUCCAGCAGCAGAAUGUCUUGCUUGGCUGAAGGAAUUGCACCAUCUUUUUAAGACUUUCAUGUAAGAUUUUUACCAAGGUUUGAUGUAGGUUUUUUUUUUUUUUUGCAGUUGACAGUAGGAAUUCGACUAUUGUGCAGGAAGAUCAUUGUUAUUUAUGAGUGUACAUUAUAAUGUCAGUGCAAGUUAACCUCACUGUUCAUUCUCCAUAGUCUUUCAGCUGUACAUUUUUGUGAAUCAAUCAUCUUACAGGGCUCCUCAAUGUCCUCACUUCAGGUAGUAAAACUCACCUGAACUCAUAAUUUAUGGAUCUGCUGAUCUAAGCACUUUGUCAUCUAAAGUGUGAUGUUUUAUAAUGCUGAAAACAGCUGGUUGCACACAGCUGAAGAAAUAACUACUUUGGGUUUUGUCAGUAACUAAAGGUGAUCUGGAAAAGAAUUGUUUAUUUUAAUUGCUUCUUACGAUGCACGAAGACUUGAAGGGUUUUAAUAUGGUUUGACAUUUUACAUUAGAAAUGUAGAUUGUUGUCUGUAAAUGUGACUUAAAACUUAGGAGCAUACUGAAACCAAAGUUGUAAUGCAAAUGUUUUUUAACAAGAGAAGUGAUUUUUAAAUUUUUUUUUAAAGCCUUAGUCAAAAAAAUAAUUGUCUGUAUUUUACUGCUGCUGAGUUGGUUUGGAGAAAAGCGGUUCAUGAAAAGAUUAAACACCUUUGCCCUGGUUUGAGGAUUAUGACCUAACAGUACAUAUCUUGUACUUCAGUAAAGCUAGCUUGCAGACUGACAUUCCUGGAACUUAGAAAAAUCUGCUCUUACUUAAGAGGGAGAGAAGUGAUCACUUUAUGGGGCAGAUUAUGUCUGAUUUAAAGUACUUUGAGAGAGAGAGGAGGUGAAAAAAAAAAAUCAGAUAAUUACAGCAGGGUUUUUUCAACAAGCAGUUCUUUGGGCUGGUUCCUGCCAGGAAAACAAAGUAUUAACCAGAUCAGGAGUUUUUACAUUCUUAAUUAUCUGUUACAGUAUAACAAAUAUAGCUGGUUUAUACACAAAAUCAGCUGGCUUCCUGUAAAAUUUGGUUUACUACCUUCAUUAUAUAAAAUGAUGGUUUUAAUUUCAAACAAAAAAUAGGCUACCACAGCAUGGAAAAAAAUGUUUCUAGUCAUAAUACCAUUACAAAUUUCACUAAAAAGAAUAAGAAUAAUAAAUAUUCUUCUCUGCAUUGCUUAGAAUUGAUAUAUAAAAUGCACAUACUGAAUUUUAUAGAUCCGCAGUUCUUUGGUUUAUUUGGAUUUCAGUUUUGUUUGAUUAACAGAGAGAAAAGAUGCUGGAAUCGGGGAAUGUCUGUACCAACAGUUUGUCAUGUUGAAGAUGUUUACAGUUUGUAUAAAGUUAAAUAAUUUAAUAUAGCGAGUGAAAGAUCCCUGCUCAUUCUGUAUGGGACUUGCCAAAAAGUAAUAAAUUGGUUUAUUUGUGGCAAA
This is a messenger RNA of Corvus hawaiiensis (hawaiian crow), 2990 nucleotides long. RefSeq names its product OTU deubiquitinase 6B (gene OTUD6B). Gene Ontology annotation, biological process: protein deubiquitination. The transcript has 7 exons. Bases 175 to 978 code for a protein of 267 amino acids. NCBI's taxonomy places the organism in Eukaryota, Metazoa, Chordata, Aves, Passeriformes, Corvidae. The record is from RefSeq and is a predicted model, not a curated record. Gene Ontology annotation, molecular function: cysteine-type deubiquitinase activity.